UCUGCUGUAGUAGGCGUGCAUAAUGUGCAUGUACAUGUACAAUACAGUGUACGAUGGUUGUACCGCCAUCGCAUAGAGCACUGUAAUGUGGCGAGAUUGGACAAGUAAUAAGCAGCGCUGGAUUCUCACGACCGCGUGCAUAAUUUUUUUUUUCUUCAACUUAAACCCGCGGCUUGUAUAAUGUCGUGUGUAGGCUCACACACGCACGAAUAGCGGCUAGCCCCAGCUCAUUUGGUAUGAAUUCCUGAUGUACAUUUUCCGGACCGGUGGUUGAACCAACGGGCGCGCGUGUACACGUUCAGUACAUACCGGUACACUACAUGUAGCUAGCGAUUCCGAUCUCCGCUGACUCCAGAUGGAUACGCGAUGGGAUGGUCACGAGGCGUAGAUAGCGGGGCUUCAAUCAUAAUGCAUUCCUGGAUGUAAUUUAACUAUGCUCUGAAUGAAAGGCUUCCUCUACAUGUAUUGCAACAAUGGUGUGGUUCGCGAUAGCUGAUUAUGUGAAUUAACGGACAGACCGACAACCUGUAGGAUUCACUUCUCCGCGUGUGUUUGUGUGUACAUCUUCCAAGACGUUUUUUUUUGUCGGGCGGUGAAAACAAGGCGCACCCGGCGCCUCGUUUUUGUCACUCCCUCCAAAACAAACUCGCGAACAUGUUGAAUUUCUUCCGAAGGAGGAAGAAAACUUCCAGUGGGAAAGCUUCCACGACUCAAUCUCGUCAAACAGUACCUCAGGACGGCGCUGGCACUCAGGCCCAAGCCUCAUCGGAUGGCCCUGCUCAGGCCAGUGAAUCACCGCCGGUUAGUAGUGAGCAGCAGGAGAAACCCAAAGCUUCCCCCGCCACACCCAGUGCCGCACCCCAGACCGAGGAGGCUGAGGAACCCGAGGACACUGCCUCCACUCCCCCGGUGGUCCAGCCUAAAGGACGCCAGCGUCGCGGUGCCUUCAGUGCGGAACCGUUGACUGAGGAGUAUGCUGCUUCCUAUGUUAAGAAGGUGAUCCCCAAAGAUUAUAAGACCAUGGCGGCCUUGUCAAAGUCCAUCGCCAAGAACGUGCUGUUCUCUCAUCUGGACGAGAACGAAAGAAGUGAUAUCUUCGAUGCUAUGUUCCCAGUCAAGCACAGCAAGGACGAAGUCGUUAUCAAGCAAGGGGACGACGGAGACAACUUCUACGUCAUCGAUGACGGUGAAGUGGAUAUCUACGUGGAUAACGUAGGUUUGGUGACAACCAUCGGAGAGGGAGGUAGCUUUGGAGAGUUGGCCCUCAUCUAUGGCACACCCAGAGCUGCCACGGUCAAGGCUAAGGGUGACCUGAAGCUGUGGGGUAUUGACAGAGACAGCUAUCGGCGCAUCCUCAUGGGUAGCACCCUGCGCAAACGCAAGCUGUACGAGACCUUCUUGUCCAAGGUGUCCAUCCUGGAGAGUCUUGACCAAUGGGAACGCCUGACAGUGGCUGAUUCUCUGGAGCCCGUCAAUUUUGAAGAUGGGGAGAAGAUUGUAGUCCAAGGGGAUCCUGGUAACGACUUCUUCAUCAUCGUUGAGGGACAAGCUUCGGUUCUGCAGAGGCGUGAUGAGCAGGAUGAGUUCAUUGAAGUGGCCAAGCUAGGACCCUCGGAUUACUUCGGUGAGAUUGCCCUUGUCCUGAACCGACCCCGUGCUGCCACCGUCAUUGCCCGCGGCUCCCUGAAAUGCGCCAAGCUGGACCGGGAACGCUUCGAGCGUGUCAUGGGUCCCUGCGCCGACAUCCUCAAGCGCAACAUCACCCAGUACAACAGCUUUGUACAGCUUGUCGUGUAGUUCUGUCAUUACCGCCCUCAUUCCCAUGAGACCCAAGCCAACCUUAACUCCUCGCGGAGUAAGUGAGUAGUCCCCAGCUUUCCAUCUAGACAACCACCUCAACAAGCUUGUAUAAACAAAAAAGUUUUGCCCCAAACAGCCGGCCUCGUGUAAUUUGUAAAGGUAUAUUUUUUGUUCUGUUGUGAGUAGUUCCCGGAUAUCCGCUAGAGAAUGACUUUUCGGCUUGGCUGAAGAACUUGAGCUUCAAACAGCCGGUCUUAGGGCGUAAUUUAUCAAACUAUUUUGUUUCUGUUCGGAGGGCUUUAUUUAAUGCAUUUUUGUGUAUAUUGAGUGAUUUGUCUCUGUGACUUGUUUUAUCUCGGUGAUGCUAAGCACCGGUGUGCUACACCUAAUCUGGUCCGGGUUAGAAUCGGUGUAACAGUUGUUUGAACUUCCUUUUUCCGAUCAAUCUGGGAAGUGUGUGUAUCCUGUAAUUUUCAUGAAACCAAGUUUUAACCAUAUGUUGGUGUGUUUUUAGAAAACCAAGGGGCCAACUUCUCAGCUGAGCAGGUUAAGUGUGCUUUGCACACACACAAAAAACAAACAGGUUAUCAACAAAUAUUUAGUUCCAGGCUGAUUUUUAUGGAACUUGUUAUUAUGCUGAGCAGUAUUCCUGCUAAACAGCUUUGUGAAACUGGGCUCAAGUUUCAUCAAAUGAAAUAUCAGAUUUCAGUCAUAAUUAAGUGGUUUUUUUUCAACAGUGAAAAGGCAGCACUUUGCUGUGAGAUAGGGGACACUUAAGUGCCGUUGUAACAGCAUGCGCCAAAUAUUCGGUGAAUUCUUUUACAUGAAAACAUUAUUGUUAGGACAAUUUUGAUCAAGUUGUGGGGACUUCUGAUUGUCCCCACAUGGUUUUUAGUCCUUACAAAACCUAUUGUACAUGUUCAUUUGCACAACCAGUGUCUAGUCCCCACAACUACAGAACAAUCACUUGGGCUUGUGAACAUUGAGCAGCUAGUGUGUGUCCCAUCUUGCUUCUCAUGAGAAGGCCACACUGUCCCCUGCACAGUUCCUGCAUAGAAUCCACGCAAACAUUACAUCAGCAUCUAUAACAUACUUUUGCACUUUUGAAUUUAAGUGCAGGACACACUCAACGAUUCAAGCAACAACAUUUUCAUCUCUGUACAUCUGUCUGUUUUUCUGAAUUGGAGUUGGAGUUUCGUCAAACUUGCUUAGCCUCAUUUAGAGGCUACUUUUUGAAGGCUCUAGGAAUUAACGCUGUGAUCGUAGAUCAUCGUACCAGCAUUUUAAGGAAUGGUUUUACGAGAGGCUCAAAAUGCUUCACAUGCUAUCACAAUUCCAUAACGUAUGUUUCUCCUCUGCAUUCAUUUCAGUCUGUUGUGUGUUCGUUGUGUCGCUAUAAGCUUACGGUUUAGAAUUAGCUUAAUUAAGCAACAGCUGUAAAAAGGACAGGUGUCUGUAUGUUAAAUGUGGCUGUUAUCCACGACCACAGUUUUGUAUUGUUAUUAUCAAUUUGCCUACAAAGGUUGACACAGUGAAGUCCUUUGCCAAAAGUUGCUGGCACUUUGUCUGUAGCGGGAUUCGAACCCACAUCCUCGAAAGCCUCAACCAUCAAAGGCGCAAAAUACGGCGUCCUUAAGACACAACGCUCCUUGAAUGGCAAAUGGUCUCCUUUUUGUUUUCACCUUCGUGAAGUUAUUUUACAAGUGCAUCUCGUCCAGUGUAAGGUGUGGUCAAAGAGAGCAUAGUCAAACACAAGUAGGCAUGGAGGUUAACCGCUGAAUUUGUGUCAAUUACUAGGAAUAUAAAAACUACCUGUACAACCAAGCUGCCUCAUUUUGCCUUUGCAAAACUACAAAGGAAAGCGCAUUGAAUUCUAAAUAAAGUGAAUAUUUAGAGGUGAAAAUUCGAUUUGAAAAUUUAAAAUAACAAACGUGUUUUAACUCUUAUCAUUAUUGAAGUGGCUGUUACGGUGUGUAAUAGUGCUUGUACAGGUCUGCCCUCCGGCGUUUUGUUUCUUUGAUAUCUGUCUGUUACUGUUUUUGUGUUACAAAGGGGAGAGGCAAGAAUUUGGGCCCGGUUUAUUUUUAAUGCCUGGCCAGAGAGAAGGAAAUUUUACUAUAAGGCUUUAUGGAUCACUUUUAAAUGUUUAUAAUACAUGUAUGUCACCAUGAAGUAAAGAUGUUUAACAGUCGUUUCUGCGUGUAUAAAUGUUCAUUUUUUUUUAAAAGAUUUUUGUUUGUCUGUUGGAGUACCAUUCAAUGUGACACACGACGAUAGCGUGGAAUAUAAAAGACACAACAAAAGAGAUAAGUAGUGUAAUUUGUAGAUGCCUUAAACACGGUUCGGGAAUAGAUUCAACAGUAUUUUAUAAGUUUUCUCUUGUUAAAGUAUAAAGAUUGUAGGUAACACCAUGUGGAAAGUAAUCUCUUUUUGGAAGAAGGGUGGUUCUGAAAAGAACCGGUUGUUUGAGUGUAGAACUCUGCAACCGGUUGGAGAACCACACUUCUUCCAAGAAGAGAUUACUUUCCACAUGGUGUUUACCUGCAAUCUUUCUACUUUUAUCUCAUCCACCAUGCAAAGCUUCAAGUCAUAUAUUGUUACCUUUUUGUUGGGUUUCCUCGUCUUAAAUUUACUAUGACUCUGUCACUGAUAGAUCAGCCAAGUAUGUUACUAACAUUGUGAUAUAUUUUAAUACUAAUCAGACGACCGACUCAAUUUAGCCACCGAUUGGCUAUUUUCAGCAUCACUUCCAUAAGGUUGGGGCUAAUUGGCCGAUUGUUUUUUUUUUUUUUUAAAGUUAGUCAUCGUGUCUCCAUGGCAGUAGGUGCAAAGGACAUUGACCCUGAAAGAAAUACCACUGGGAAACGACACUUACUCGGAGACUAUUUAAAAAAAAUAAAUUACAUGUUUACCUUGUUACUAAAGUCAGUAUUCAUAGUUAUUAAAAGUUAUAUAUUGUACAUUGAUUGGUGUGCACGGUAGUUCAAAAAAAAAAAUUAAAAAGUGGAUUCUAUACAUGUUCAAAAUUGUUAAAUAAAUGGAGACGGAAGUGCGACAUGCAUAUGUAUGGGUAGUAAUAGCUGCUUUUAGAAAGCUAAGACCAAAUAUAUCUGGAAAUGAUAGAAAUUGACUAUUUUUUGUUUGGUUUUAAUUUAACGUUGGUAUCUAAAAACAUUGUCUGGGUGAAACUAGUUUUUGGAUAAAGAUGUUUAUGAAAGAUAGAACCGUGUAAAGUGUGACAAUAAAUGUCUGUAGACCACAGGAAAACAUUCUUUCUCGACUAAAACAAAGAAGAUAUUUGGGUCAAAAUCGUGUUCACCGUAUGUUUCUGCUCUGCAUUCAGUGUAUUUUCAGUGGACUGGUGUGUAGAAUGGUUUCUUAUCAACAACUGUCCGGAAAAUAGAUUUUUCUGUGAAGAAUUUUUUUUUUCAAUUUCAUUGUCUCAUAGUAAAAGAAAACAUCAGUUUACAAAGAAGACUUUUCUUGUGGCCUUGAGAUUCCUUGAUAAAAUAUCAAGCUUGAUUAAUUUCGUAGUUUAUUAAUUUUGAAAUACGGGAAUCUGGUGAGAUCGAGAAUGUUGACCGAUGCUUGAAGGUUUUGAGCGAUCGUUAACCCCUCCAUCUAGCGCCCUCUAUUGGCGUCUUAAGCAGUUCAAACAAUGCCAAUGGAGCCAGUCAAACUCUCUUCUAGUCUUGGCCCGAGACGUUCUUAGUUGGGUAGUUCACGUUAGACGCUACAGCCUUGCAUGUCCCCACUCGAGAACCUGACUCGGUUGGCAAACCGCACGCAAUUAGCAUGUGAUCAAGGGCUCCCAUUGCGGCGAUGAAUCGCCCGUGCCGUGCUGAAACAUCGCACCGCUGACGACGGCUUGGAACCACGACUAUUAUUAACUCUCCUCGCGUCGUUUGUGCGCGUAUGCAUCGAGCGUGAAUGCGAAUUCAGAACGAGAUAUCGUUAUGUAGUUUUGAAGGGCAACACGACUGAUCAUAAGCCUAUAAAGAAUCCGCCGUUAGCAAUGCUACACAGUAGUUGAUUUUUAAUACUUCAAGUAAUAUGCUGUGAAAAAAGUCGCUUAUCCCGUUUUUGAACUUUUUAUGUAUUAAUGGCAGGCUCAUAGUACAGAUUAUUUAUUGUUUGUCAUUUAAAUAUUGUCUAUCGACAAGUUUUAUUUUAAAAAAUUUCUGAAUCAUCCAAGACCAAGAUUGUGUUGGACUGAAAAUAACAGUGUUUGUCCCAUUGUCAAAUAAAGGUUAAUUCCACCAAUA
This is a messenger RNA of Patiria miniata (bat star), 6065 nucleotides long. Its product is annotated as cAMP-dependent protein kinase regulatory subunit-like. The transcript is spliced from 10 exons. The record is from RefSeq and is a predicted model, not a curated record. Gene Ontology annotation, cellular component: cAMP-dependent protein kinase complex. Lineage: Eukaryota; Metazoa; Echinodermata; Asteroidea; Valvatida; Asterinidae. Gene Ontology annotation, molecular function: cAMP-dependent protein kinase regulator activity. Bases 655 to 1797 code for a protein of 380 amino acids. Gene Ontology annotation, biological process: regulation of protein phosphorylation.